GAAAAAUUAAAAGUGAAUUAAAAUGUCCACUAGGACUCCUUUGCCUACGGUGAUUGAGCGAGACACUGAAAACCACACAUCUCAUGGAGAUGGACGUCAAGAAGUUAUCUCUCGAACUGGGCGCUCUGGAGCUCGCUGUAGAAACUCUGUAGCUUCCUGUGCAGAUGAACAACCCCAUAUUGGAAACUACAGACUUCUGAAAACAAUUGGCAAGGGAAAUUUUGCCAAAGUGAAACUGGCAAGACAUAUCCUUACAGGCAGAGAAGUUGCUAUAAAAAUAAUUGAUAAGACUCAGUUGAACCCAACAAGUCUGCAGAAGCUCUUCAGAGAAGUAAGAAUAAUGAAGAUUUUAAACCAUCCAAACAUAGUUAAGUUAUUUGAAGUAAUUGAAACUGAAAAAACACUGUACUUAAUCAUGGAGUAUGCAAGUGGAGGUGAAGUGUUUGACUAUUUGGUUGCACAUGGAAGAAUGAAGGAAAAGGAGGCCAGAGCUAAGUUUAGACAGAUAGUAUCAGCCGUGCAGUACUGUCACCAAAAGCACAUUGUUCACAGGGAUCUUAAAGCUGAAAAUCUAUUGCUAGAUGCUGAUAUGAACAUUAAAAUAGCAGACUUCGGUUUUAGUAAUGAAUUUACUGUUGGAAAUAAACUGGAUACAUUUUGUGGCAGUCCUCCUUAUGCAGCUCCAGAACUCUUCCAGGGCAAAAAAUAUGAUGGACCCGAAGUGGAUGUUUGGAGUUUAGGUGUUAUUCUUUACACUCUUGUGAGUGGUUCUCUUCCUUUUGAUGGACAAAACCUAAAGGAACUGAGAGAGAGAGUAUUAAGAGGAAAAUACAGAAUCCCUUUCUACAUGUCCACGGAUUGUGAAAAUCUCCUCAAACGUUUCCUGGUGCUAAAUCCAACGAAAAGAGGCACAUUAGAGCAAAUCAUGAAGGACAGGUGGAUCAAUGCAGGGCAUGAGGAAGAUGAACUCAAACCAUUUGUAGAACCAGAACUAGACAUCUCAGACCAGAAAAGAAUAGAUAUAAUGGUCGGAAUGGGAUAUUCACAAGAAGAAAUUCAAGAAUCUCUUAGCAAAAUGAAAUAUGAUGAAAUCACAGCCACAUAUUUAUUGUUGGGCAGAAAAUCUUCAGAGCUGGAUGCUAGUGAUUCAAGUUCCAGCAGCAAUCUUUCACUUGCUAAGGUUAGGCCAAGCAGUGAUCUUAAUAAUAGCACUGGACAAUCUCCUCAUCACAAAGUCCAAAGAAGUAUUUCUUCAAGCCAGAAGCAAAGACGAUACAGUGAUCAUGCUGGACCAUCCAUUCCUCCAGUUGUGGCAUAUCCCAAGAGAAGUCAGACCAGCACGACAGAUAAUGACCUCAAGGAAGAAGGAAUUCAGCCAAGGAAAUCCAGCAGUAGUGCUGUGGGAGGAAAGGGAUUAGCACCAGCUAGUCCCAUGCUAGGGAAUGCAAAUAAUCCAAAUAAGGCUGAUAUUCCUGAACGGAAGAAAAGUGCCACUAUUCCUAGCAAUAAUUCAACAUCUGGUGGGAUGACACGGCGAAAUACUUACGUUUGUAGUGAAAGAACUACUGCAGAUAGACAUUCAGUGAUUCAGAAUGGCAAAGAAAACAGCACUGUUCCUGAUCAGAGAACACCAGUUGCUUCAACUCAUAGUAUCAGCAGUGCAACUACUCCUGAUCGAAUUCGCUUCCCAAGAGGAACUGCCAGUCGUAGCACUUUCCAUGGCCAACCCCGUGAGCGGCGAACAGCAACUUACAAUGGCCCACCAGCAUCACCCAGCUUGUCACAUGAGGCGACUCCACUUUCCCAGACCAGAAGUAGGGGAUCUUCUAAUCUUUUUAGCAAAUUAACAUCAAAACUCACAAGAAGAAACAUGUCAUUCAGGUUUAUCAAAAGGCUCCCAACUGAAUAUGAGAGGAACGGGAGAUAUGAGGGCUCAAGUCGCAACGUGUCAGCCGAGCACAAGGAUGAAAACAAGGAGGCAAAGCCCCGCUCCCUGCGGUUUACCUGGAGCAUGAAAACCACCAGUUCCAUGGAUCCCAAUGACAUGAUGAGGGAAAUUCGAAAAGUCUUGGAUGCCAAUAACUGUGACUAUGAACAGAGAGAGAGGUUCUUGCUCUUUUGUGUCCACGGAGAUGGGCAUGCAGAAAACCUUGUACAGUGGGAAAUGGAGGUGUGCAAACUGCCAAGACUGUCGCUGAAUGGAGUCCGCUUCAAGCGGAUAUCAGGAACAUCCAUAGCUUUUAAAAACAUUGCUUCCAAAAUUGCCAAUGAGUUAAAGCUGUAACAAAGUAAUUAUGAUGUAAAUUAAGUACCAAUUUCAAGUGUUUUCCUGAACACUGAUGGAAAUGUAUAGAAUAAUAUUUAGGCAAUAACUUCUGCAUCUUCAGAAUCAUGGUAUUAAAAAUAUAUAUAUAUGAAAAUGAGCUGCUCAGCCAGGAGAAAGAGUUGGACUUUUUUUUUUCUAAGUGCACUGCAGCAUUAAAGUUGCCUACUCUGUAAAAUAUUUACCCCAUCAUUUUAUUUUCAUUGUUCUAAGGUCUCUUAACAGUCUACAGAAUAUAUCCAUUUAAAUAUGCCUCCCAUUUGUGUGGCUGUGAGAGUGUAUAGUAUGUGUGUAUAGUAUAUAAGUUUAAAGUAUUAUAUAUGUAAACAAAUCCUUACACCAACAUCCCAAGCUGUACCAAUACCUCUUUGGAAGAUCAUUUUGGUGCUAAAAAUGGAUAUAGCCAAGGAGGAAAUUUUCACUUAAUAUAAAAAUCAACAUAGGAAUAGUUACAAUUAGUGCGGGUUUACAGUUUGCUACUGUGGGGUUUUCUUUUUUUCUUUUAAAAAAAAGUGCAAAGGGUUUGAAUUUACAGUUGUGAACAUUGCGCAUUUGUUGUUUUUUUUCUUCCCAAGUAGAUCUCAUGAGAUCAUUAAAAAAUCACUUUUCCUCAAU
Molecule: messenger RNA, 2938 nt
Organism: Gracilinanus agilis (Agile Gracile Mouse Opossum)
Lineage: Eukaryota; Metazoa; Chordata; Mammalia; Didelphimorphia; Didelphidae
Gene: MARK3
Product: microtubule affinity regulating kinase 3
Exons: 18
Coding region: 23-2284 (753 amino acids)
Biological process (GO): protein phosphorylation; intracellular signal transduction
Cellular component (GO): plasma membrane; cytoplasm
Molecular function (GO): ATP binding; protein serine/threonine kinase activity
Source: RefSeq, a predicted model, not a curated record